CCGCGCGUCGCGGCCGGGCCCCUCCCGGCUGCCGUAGGUGGCACGCGCGCAUGGCCGCGCCGCCGCAGCGAUGGCGGCCGCCAGGUACCGGCGGUUCCUGAGGCUCUGCGAGGAGUGGCCUGUGGAGGAGACGAAGCGGCAGCGGGACCUGGGCGCCGUCCUGCGGCAGAGAGUGGCGCAGGCCUUCCGCCAGGGCGAGAACACGCAGGUUGCUGACCCUGAGGCCUGUGACCAAAUGUACGAGAGCCUGCUCAGGAUCCACACCAACUACUACAGGAACAAGUGCACUGCUGGUAACAUCUUCUGCUCUCUCUCCUCCUCUGACUGCCCUGUGAAGUACCCACGGCUGAAGGACACCAACUUCACUGGAGUGACAGUAGAGGACUGCAGGAUGAUACUGGCCACAGACAUCCUGAAGCAGAUGGAAGAGAUGAAAAAAGGGACAUGGAGGAAGCUGAGAGAAAAGUUCUCUGCCAAGAAACCUGAGGAGGACUCGAAGUGAGAGGCAGCCCCCAGCUGCCACUGUACAUAUGUGCAAGGCUCUGUGUGGCCAGGAGGAAUAAAGCAUUGAUUGCUCUUA
Pogoniulus pusillus (Red-fronted tinkerbird) is the source of this 580-nucleotide messenger RNA. RefSeq names its product ubiquinol-cytochrome c reductase complex assembly factor 2. The record is from RefSeq and is a predicted model, not a curated record. NCBI's taxonomy places the organism in Eukaryota, Metazoa, Chordata, Aves, Piciformes, Lybiidae. Gene Ontology annotation, biological process: mitochondrial respiratory chain complex III assembly. Bases 71 to 502 code for a protein of 143 amino acids. Gene Ontology annotation, cellular component: mitochondrial matrix. The transcript has 4 exons.